Gongylonema pulchrum is the source of this 429-nucleotide messenger RNA. The record is from the annotation of a GenBank genome assembly. NCBI's taxonomy places the organism in Eukaryota, Metazoa, Nematoda, Chromadorea, Rhabditida, Gongylonematidae.
AUGGAAAUAGUGCAUUUUGAUCUCCUAGACCAUAAUCCGAUCCGUGAAUACGAAUUCUUCGUGCAAAUGUUCGGCAGCACCGAUCAUGUUCAGGUACAAACGCAGACGGGUGAUGAUAAUAUGGAAUGCUACUGUCAAACGGAUGGGCCGGAACGGGAAACCAUUUGGACCCAAAUCCCAUAUUCAGAUACACAAGGCUGGGGCACUGUGUCUACAGUGGAUGCCAGCAGCUAUCAGCACCUAAAUGUCGAAGACCCAGAACUAAAACAUUACAAAACCAGCUAUUUUCACAAGGAGAGAUUCCGCAGAUUCAUUUCAACUGCUGGACAGGUGUAUUUCUAUACAUAUUCAAGACUGCCUGUAAUUUAUAUACUGGUUAAUUGGAAUCCCAAAGAUGCUUUAGGCCUUGAAGAUUCUGUAAAUUUGUAA